UGUGCAGGGUACAUAACAGGGCUACCCUGUGCUCUCUCUUGAGGUGUUACUAGAGUCAUAGGCAGACUGGUGUAUCCUCUAGUUACUGGUGACCAAUGUGAGCUAGGCCAAGCAGGGAAGGGCAUGGGACUUAGUCCCUAGCUGUUCAGGUCGUAAGCUGCCCCUUCCAUCAGAACAGCUGUAGGUUCUCAGAGGAUGGGGCUGGCUACCUACACCCAGGCUGAGCUGGACCAUGUCUCCCUUCAGGGGCUGGAAAAGCUUGGAUCCUCUGGGGAGAUUAUCGUCUAUUAAGAUUAUUGGGUGGUCUUGUCUUUCUACAAGUCCCAAGGUGAUAAAGACUACAGGGCCUGUUGACUUGGGCUGGGCUCCCUCCUGAAAAGAGGGGGGGUUGCACCCACCCACUCUGGCACUUGGGUAGGGGCUAAGGUGGAGAUCAGAGAAAGCAUGGCAGGCUCCACAUGCUGUGUUUACUACUGUAGUUCCUGUGGGACACGAGUUCUUGAUAAUAAUUUCUGGAAGGAAUUCUUAAGCUCACCUUCCUUUAAAAAUUUGUAUUUUGGGUUUUUGUUUUGUUUGUUUGUUUGAGACUCUGUCUAACCUUGGCUGUCCUAGGACACGCUAUUUUAGACCAGGCUGGCCUCAAACUCACAGAGAUCCUCCUGCGUGCUGGGAUUAAAGGUGUGUGCCACCAGGCCUAGCAUGGUAUUUCGAUUUUUAUAGUUUUGUGUGUGUGUGCCUGUAUAUAUAUGUGUGCACCACAUACACACAGGAGCCCUUGGUGGUCAGAGCCCAGGAACGAGAGCUGCUGUUGUGAUGGGGCCUGCAGGCCUCACAGUGGCAGGGCAGUGACAACAGGCUGUCACAAAGACUGGCAAGAAAGAGGUCAGGGUUAGGAAGGAACAGCUCAGUCCUUUGAUGGGGGUUGGGAGCUCCAGUCCCUUGGCACAUCUGAAGCAGGGCUGUCUGGGUCAUCAUCUACUCUGCCCUUUCCUCCAGGAAGAAUCUGGUCCUCCAGCAGUUGUAUUUGUUUAUACAAUGCUGAGGAUAAAUCCUGGGGCACAUGCUAAGCAAGUACUCCUCCACUGAGCUCCCUUGGUCUAUGGCGAAGAGAUGCUGAAUGCUGGCAUACCCAGAGGGACAGACCUCCAGCCACUUCCUGGUAGUCAUGGUUAGGCUGAAUCUACUCACACCCACAAACGCACAGUGCCCACGUGCAGAACUGUCAAGUGAUCAUGUGACACAUCAGGAAGCCAGAGAGUCAGAGACACUUCACUCCAGAGUGCCUGGGACUUGGGCAAGGGGGCUUGAGCCACCGUAAUGUCUCCACCACGGAAGGGCUGCAGCAUCUCCCAAGACCUUGUAGUAGGGUAGUCCUCAGACAGGUGCAUCAGUAGGAAGGCAGCUGUGAACCUGGAUUUGGGACAGGGACUGGAAUCUCAGGUUUAUAACAAGACAAGAAGCAUCCGUGCCUCCUAUCCCUAGCCUCUUAAGUCUUGGGUACUAGACUACAAAGUGACCUCACCGCUUGAACUGAUUUCUUUGGUGGUGGCAUUGGCAUGUCACCCCAGGUCCCUGUCCCCCAUUUCCUUGGCUGUGAGAAUAAUAUACACCCUUCAGAAUUAAUGUUAACCAUUACACUGGCUGCAGCAGCCCUGGAUCAGCUCCAGCCCACCUCUGUUCCUAGUGGCUCUACCUGGGCUCCACCCACUCUGACCCUCUAGGGCCCCGCCUCAGCGUGUCCACAGGAUACUUAGCCACACCUCUAGUUCACUGACCAAUGAAUGAUCAGCCUUCCAAGUAUCCUGGUCACACUUUCCUUGUCCAGUCUACAGUUCUCCAGAGUCUCAGCCACUGCUGCAUCAUGUGGGCCCUGGGCUUCCUGCUCCAAUUUCUUGCCAUGCAACCUGUGGCACAGGUGGACUCCAAUGGUACUUGGUGCUACGACUCCCAAGACCCAAUGUGUGGCCCUUCCCACUGGAAGGAGCUAGCACCUGCUUGUGGGGGCCCAACCCAGUCCCCUAUCAACAUUGACCUUCGCUUGGUCCAGCGGGACUACACUCUUGAGCCCUUCAUCUUUCAAGGCUAUGAUUCAGCACCUCUAGACCCUUGGACGCUGGAAAAUGAUGGCCAUACAGUGCUACUGCGAGUAAAUUCCUGUCAGCUGAACUGCCCAGUGAUCCGAGGGGCUGGACUGCCAUCACCAGGGUACCGGCUGCUGCAGCUGCAUUUCCACUGGGGCAGCCCCGGGCACAAAGGCUCAGAGCACAGCCUGGAUGAGAAGCGCAGCUCUAUGGAGAUGCACAUGCUCCACGUGAACACAAAGUACCAGAGCAUGAGGGAGGCACUAAGCCACCAGGAUGGGUUCGCUGUGCUAGCCGUGCUGUUGGUGGAGGAGGACAGGGAUAAUACCAAUUUCUCUGCCAUUGUGUCUGGCCUAAAAAAUGUAUCUUUGCCUGGUAAGAAGCUGCGGGGUCCCAUCUGGGCUGGAAGGUAUGUGGGUGAGGAGGAGGGUGGGUUCCAGCUUCUCUCCCACCGUCCAGGGGUCUCUGUGAACCUGACAGCCACCUUCCCACUGGCCUCGCUGCUGCCAAGUUCUGUGGGGCUCUUGAGCUACUACCGAUACUCUGGGUCUCUGACCACACCCGGCUGUGAGCCAGCCGUGCUCUGGACAGUCUUUGAAAACACCGUACCCAUUGGGCGCACGCAGGUGGGAGCCACUAACCCUCUCCAAUGCCAGGCUCCUUCCCGCAGCCUCAGAUGCCACCUCUGCUUUCUCCUCUGCCCCGUCGCGCCUUGACCUGUCUUUUCCCACACUCAGGUAGCCCAGUUCCAGACCAUACCCCAGACGGGGCCACCGAGUCUGCACCCCAGACCGCUCGUGAAUAAUUUCCGCCCCCAGCAACCUCUUGGAGGGCGCAGGAUAUCCGCCUCUCCUGGAGCAACCGUCAGGUCUUCAGUCUCUACCCUGCCCUGUUCACACCUGGCUCUUUGGGGCUUGGGAGUCAGCCUGAGACUCUGGCAGGGCCCCUAGGAUCCAGGAGUGACUCCUGUUUUCACAAUAAAAGAUGCAAAGUGA
Molecule: messenger RNA, 3076 nt
Organism: Mesocricetus auratus (golden hamster)
Lineage: Eukaryota; Metazoa; Chordata; Mammalia; Rodentia; Cricetidae
Product: carbonic anhydrase 15
Exons: 6
Coding region: 1778-2797 (339 amino acids)
Cellular component (GO): plasma membrane
Molecular function (GO): carbonate dehydratase activity; zinc ion binding
Source: RefSeq, a predicted model, not a curated record